Triticum aestivum (bread wheat) is the source of this 752-nucleotide messenger RNA. RefSeq lists its product as uncharacterized. NCBI's taxonomy places the organism in Eukaryota, Viridiplantae, Streptophyta, Magnoliopsida, Poales, Poaceae. Bases 151 to 549 code for a protein of 132 amino acids. The record is from RefSeq and is a predicted model, not a curated record. The transcript has 4 exons.
AAGAAACAAAAACUGUCAACAUCUCCCUAGAAAAAAACCCACCCCGUCUUGUUGUCGGCGAAGGCGGAAGGAAAAAACGCACGAGGAACCCUAGCCGGCCGCCUGAGGAAGAAACGCCCAGAUCGAUCAGCAACAGCAAGGCCGGCGACGAUGUUGGCGGUUCGGUGCGCGGCGAGGAGGCUCGGUGGCUCCCUGCUCCAGCGGACGCAGCCCGCGGUCGCGCAGGAGGGAUGCCGGCUCGUGCCAAGCGGGCUCAUGCGCUCCCGCCAGCUCUCCACCAAGCAUGCUUGCGAGACCUGGAUGCAAAAGAAGAUGCAGAAGCUGAGAUCUAUGUGGGCCCAGCACAAGGCGGACAUAGAGAGAAGGAUGAGGGAACCUCCAGAAAAGGAUGAGUUUAAGUUGCUUGUCGAGUCCUACGCACGUACGAUUGAUGGUGUGAUCCAUGGAACUGCCAAGAUGGCACUUCUCUUCCUUGUUCCAUUUGGAAUUUAUGCUAGCUACACCAAGGAGGGGGGAGAAGCACAGGCUGUUACCAAGGGAGACCAGUGAAGACAAAGAUCGAAAGAUGAGAGAAUCAAAGAUGGCCCCUCAACUUGUUUUCAGUUAAACUAUGAUGACCUGCAGUUAGUACUAGGCUAUCGUUGUGAUAUUGUGCAACAUGGUCACUGGCAUGCGUUGUUUUUUUGUGCGUGUGUGAAUCACUAUCAUGCAUUGUAUUCCCUCUGUAAUGAAAUAUAAGAGCGUUUAGAUCA